Phlebotomus argentipes is the source of this 1273-nucleotide messenger RNA. RefSeq names its product NAD-dependent protein deacetylase Sirt6 (gene Sirt6). Bases 208 to 1233 code for a protein of 341 amino acids. Gene Ontology annotation, molecular function: NAD+ binding. NCBI's taxonomy places the organism in Eukaryota, Metazoa, Arthropoda, Insecta, Diptera, Psychodidae. The transcript is spliced from 3 exons. The record is from RefSeq and is a predicted model, not a curated record.
UUUCAUGAAACAUUCUGAAAAGCUGUUCGGCAUGGCGGCAACGUCAAAAUAUAGCCACAUUUGCUUUUGUUUACAAUUGCUCGGCUCUGUUUUUGCGUUCUUUUUCUGUAUCCCAGUGUAUACAUUGCAUUCUGAACUUGUAACACACAGACUGUAUUUUGAUUAUUAAUAAGAUUAUAAGGACAAAACAAUUAUAGUUGCAGGAAAAUGUCGUGUAAUUACGCUGAUGGCCUGUCGCCAUACGAAAAUAAGGGAGUUCUGGGAGUCCCUGAGAAAUUCGAUGAUGAGGUGACGGUGAAAGAGAAGUGCGAUGAGCUCGCCAAGAUGAUCCUGGCAGCGGAGAGAGUCGUCGUGCACACUGGAGCGGGAAUAAGCACAGCAGCGGGCAUUCCAGACUUCCGGAGUCCUCAGGGCGUGUGGACGCUGGAGCGACAGGGACUGAAGCCCACCAUGAAUGUAUCUUUUGACGAAGCCAUUCCCACGAAGACUCACAUGGCUCUGAAGGCUCUCGUGGAAUCGGGUCACGUUCAGUACAUCGUGAGUCAGAAUAUCGACGGAUUGCACCUGCGCUCAGGACUGCCUCGCCAGUAUCUGGCCGAGCUGCACGGGAAUAUGUUUGUGGAGGAGUGUAACAAGUGCCACAAGCAAUUUGUGAGGAACUCUCCGGCUCCCACGGUUGGCCAGAAGGAGACCGGAGGCAUGUGCAAGGGAGGCGAGAACUCACGACCGUGUCGCGGAGGACGCCUUAUAGACACAGUUCUGGAUUGGGAGGAUGGACUUCCUGAGAAGGAUCUGGACAUGUCUUACAUGCAAUCUUCACUUGCGGAUCUCAACAUUUGCCUCGGGACCACUCUUCAAAUCGUUCCCAGUGGAAAUCUGCCAACAAAGAACAAGAAAUUCGGAGGGAAACUCGUCAUUUGCAAUCUCCAACCUACAAAACAUGACAAGAAAGCAGAUUUAAUCAUAUCCACAUAUGUGGAUAAUGUGCUUGUGCGGGUAUUGAAGAAGCUCGGGCAGGAACUGCCUGAUUAUUCCCAUGAGACUGAUCCAACAAAGCAGCCGCACACUGAGAUGGAGUGGACAAUUUCCAGUGAUCAGGUGAAGGAUUUUGAGAAAAUGUUCAAUGCGAAGCAGAAAGAGAGGCGUGACGUCAAUAAGAAGAGGAAACAUUGCGACAGUGUUGACGAGGAGGAGAGCAAGAUUCUGAUAAAAACGGAGAAAAGUGAAAAUUGACGGAAAUAAAUCUCGUACAUUCAAAGAAUUUUUUGAAAGA